Messenger RNA from Piliocolobus tephrosceles (Ugandan red Colobus), 2110 nucleotides. It is a transcript of the gene IFI44L, whose product is annotated as interferon induced protein 44 like. The transcript is spliced from 9 exons. NCBI's taxonomy places the organism in Eukaryota, Metazoa, Chordata, Mammalia, Primates, Cercopithecidae. The record is from RefSeq and is a predicted model, not a curated record. Bases 178 to 1536 code for a protein of 452 amino acids. Gene Ontology annotation, biological process: immune response.
GCUGCCAGCUGAGCAUUUGCUGCUUUGAGUUUCAGUUUCCUUUCUUUCCUAGAGUCUCUGAAGUCAGGGAUCUUUUAAGAAACUUCUGUCCCCAAACCGUGGCUGCUCAAUAAAUCAGACAGAACAGCUAAUCCUCAAUUUAAGCCUGAUUCAACUCUUAGAAACAGAUCUAGAACAAUGGAAGUGACAACAAGAUUGACAUGGAAUGAUGAAAAUCAUCUGCGCAAGCUGCUUGGAAAUGUUUCUUUGAGUCUUCUCUAUAAGUCUAGUGUUCAUGGAGGUAGCAUUGAAGAUAUGGUUCAAAGAUGCAGCCAUCAGGGAUAUACUAUAACAAUGACUUACAUUAAUGAAAAUAUGAUUGUAGCCUUUGUGCUUGGAAAUUAUACUAAUUUAUGUGAAAGUUCGACAGAGCCAAAUGAUUCCCUGUGGUUUUCACUUCAAAAGAAAAAUGACACCACUGAAAUAGAAACAUUACUCUUAAAUACAGCACCAAAAAUUAUUGAUAAACAACUGGUGUGUCAUUUAUCGAAAAAGAAUAUUUUCAUUAUAUGUCCAGAUAAUAAAAUUUAUCUAGAUAAAAUGAUGACAAAAAACUUGAAACUAAGGUUUUAUGGCCACCUUCAAUUUUUGGAGUGCGAAGUUUUUCGAGUUGAAGGAACUGAGUAUAACCUAGGCUGCACAAAGAGGAUAUUGAAAGCCAGAGAGCACAGAAAUAGGCUUCUAGCAGACAUCAGAGGCUACAAGCCGUAUGCAGACUUGGUUUCAGAAAUUCGUAUUCUUUUGGUGGGUCCAGUUGGGUCUGGAAAGUCCAGUUUUUUCAAUUCAGUCAAGUCUGUUUUUCAUGGCCAUGUGACUGGCCAAGCCAUAGUCGGAUCUGAUACCACCAGCAUUACUGAACGGUAUAGGAUCUAUUCUGUUAAAGAUGGAAAAAAUGGAAAAUCUCUGCCAUUUAUGUUGUGUGACACCAUGGGUCUAGAUGGGGCAGAGGGAGCAGGACUGUGCAUGGAUGACAUUCCCUACAUCUUAAAAGGUUGUAUACCAGACAGAUAUCAGUUUAAUCCUCGUAAACCAAUUACACCUGAGCAUUCUACUUUUAUCACCUCUCCAUCUCUGAAGGACAGGAUUCACUGUGUGGCUUAUGUCUUAGACAUCAACUCUAUUGACAAUCUCUCCUCUAAAAUGUUGGCAAAAUUCAAGCAAGUUCACAAAGAAGUAUUAAACUGUGGUGUAGCACAUGUAGCCUUGCUUACUAAAGUGGAUGAUUGCAGUGAGGUUCUUCAAGACAACUUUUUAAACCUGAGUAGAUCUAUGACUUCUCAAAGGCAGGUCAUGAAUGUCAAUAAAAUGCUAGGCAUUCCUAUUUCCAGUAUUUUGAUGGUUGGAAAUUAUGCUUCAGAUUUGGAACUGGACCCCAUGAAUGAUAUUCUGGUCCUCUCUGCACUGAGGCAGAUGCUGCGGGCUGCAGAUGAUUUCUUAGAAGAUUUGCCUCUUGAGGAAACUGGUGCAAUUGAGAGAGUGUUACAGCCCUGCAUUUGAUAUAAGUUGCCUUGAUUCUGACAUUUGGCCCAGCCUGUAUUGGUGUGCCUCAAUGAGAGUCAAUCUCUAUUGACAGCCUCCUUCAGAUUUUGCUUUUGUUCAUUUUGCCUUCUGUCCUUGGAACGGUGGUAUCUCAAGUUCAAAGGCCAAACCUGAGAAGCAGUGGGCUAAGAUAGGUCCUACCACAAACCACCCCUCCAUAUUUCUGUACCAUUUACAAUUCAGUUUUCGGUGACACCUUCUUAAACCACUCCAGGAAAAAUGAGAUAUUCUCUUAUUUAUUCUUCUAUAGCACUCUAUAUAGAGCUAUGUGAGUACUAAUCACAUUGAAUAAUAGUUAUAAAAUGAUUGUGUAGACAUCUGCUUUCUUAAAUAGAUUGUGAGUUCUUUGAGAAACAGUGUGGAUUUUACUUAUCUAUGUAUUCACAGAACUUAGCACAGUGCCUGGUAAUGAGCAAGCAUACUUACCAUUACUUUUCCCUCCCACCCUCUCCAACAUCACAUUCACUUUAAAUUUUUCUCUACAUAGAAAGGAAAACUAGCCUGGGCAAUAUGAUGAAACCCUAUCUCCACU